This is a messenger RNA of Larimichthys crocea (large yellow croaker), 667 nucleotides long. RefSeq names its product dual specificity protein phosphatase 13-like. Gene Ontology annotation, molecular function: protein tyrosine/serine/threonine phosphatase activity; MAP kinase phosphatase activity. The record is from RefSeq and is a predicted model, not a curated record. The transcript has 4 exons. Gene Ontology annotation, cellular component: cytoplasm. The coding region runs from base 69 to 653 and encodes 194 amino acids. Gene Ontology annotation, biological process: protein dephosphorylation; negative regulation of MAPK cascade. NCBI's taxonomy places the organism in Eukaryota, Metazoa, Chordata, Actinopteri, Sciaenidae.
UGUGCGUGUGUGUUUACAGAGAAACAGAGUGAGCACAGGAGAAGAGUUUGCGGUGCCUUAAUGGGAGUAUGUCUCUUAGGAAUCCACCAUAUGAACCCCCCUCUGUCUCAGAGCUGCAGGAGUUCCUGCUGGCAGACAGACGGCCCACCGGACAUGUCAAUCAAGUCUGGCCAAACCUGUACUUAGGCAACGAGGUGGCGGCUCGUGACAAGGGCACUCUCCAAAGUCUGGGCAUAACUCACAUUGUAAAUGCUGCUCAUGGACCCCACAACCCCGGCCCCUGUUUCUACGUCAACACAGGCCCACGUUUCUACAGAGACAUGACGGUGGAUUAUUAUGGGGUGGAGGCUGAUGAUGCAAUAGAGUUCAUCCUUAGUCCUUUCUUUUACCCGACAGCACGAUACAUCAGAGCUGCACUGACCAUGGGAGGACGUGUGUUUGUCCACUGUCUGAUGGGUGUGAGCCGCUCUGCAACACUGGUCCUGGCCUUCCUAAUGAUUAUCGAGGGCCUGAGGCUGCAGGAGGCGGUGGCUGCCGUCAGGCCGCACAGAGACAUCUGUCCUAACCCAGGCUUCCUGCAGCAGCUCCGACGCCUUGACAUGAGCCUGGAGAGGGAAAGAAGGAGGAGGCAACAACAGGCCCAAAUGCUGUAAAGACACAAACAGAC